AUGAAGACUUCUGCUCUCGCUCUCCUCGCCGCCGUCAGCUAUGCUGUGGCCGACGAGGAUACCUGGCCGCACAAGCCUCCACCGGAGGACUGGAGCACCACCAUCCGGCUGCCCAAGCCCACCUGGCCUGCUCCUCCUCAGAAGUGGACCACGAGCACGGUCUACACCACGUCGACCAAGACCAUCACGAGCUGCAGCGCCAUCGUCACCAACUGCCCUGCUCACAGCACGGUCGUGACCACCGUCGUCAUCCCCGUGAGCACCACGGUCUGCCCCGUCACCGAGGUUCCGCCGCCUCCCCCCGCAACCGAGAUGCCUCCUCCACCGCCUGCCACCUCGGUCCCUGUGGCCAAGCCUCCUCCGGCAAGCCCUCCUGCGGCCAGCCCCCCGGCGGCCAGCCCACCACCCGCGGGCAUCAGCAUCGGCACUCCCGUGGCUCCUCCGCCGGCGCCGGCCACCUCUGAGGCUGUCGUGCCUCCGGCUCCCAAGCCGACCCCGCCCGUUGUUGUCGGCACCGUCACUCCUCAGGUCCCCAAGCCGACUCCCUCGGUUGUCAUCGCCGGUGCUUCCAACCUCAAGCGUACCGGUGCCGCUCUUGCCGCCGUCGCAGUUGCUGCCGCGCUCAUCUGA
Molecule: messenger RNA, 630 nt
Organism: Thyridium curvatum
Lineage: Eukaryota; Fungi; Ascomycota; Sordariomycetes; Thyridiales; Thyridiaceae
Exons: 1
Coding region: 1-630 (209 amino acids)
Source: RefSeq, a predicted model, not a curated record